UUUCCUUUUCUUGUUUCUUUCUGCAAAACGCAAAACAACAAAUUACUCAGAUCAAUCCAUAUAAGUGUGAGUUUUGUUCAAAAAGAUUACUGUUUCCUAUUGUCUUCCUGAUUAUAUUUGUUAAAAACAUAAGGUAUGCUGUAUGUAUGUCUUAUAAUCUAAGAAUAUGAAUAAUGAUGAUGUAUGAGAGAUUUGUGGCUGGCUUCAGAUGUUGAGGCCCACACUUGAACAUAAUGACUAUGGGAUUUGGGGAUUUAGAAAUUUGUGUGGAUCUGGACAGGGGAAAUGAAGCAGAACAUAGCUGUCUUGAAGAGAGUACAAGUGUUGGAGUUGACGUUCAAGAGCCAUAUGUUGGCAUGGAAUUUGAUUGUGAAGAAGAUGCCAGGAAAUUUUAUGUUGAAUACGCCAAACGGGUAGGAUUUGUUGUACGCAUUAUGCAACGUCGGCGUUCUGGAGUUGAUGGGAAAACUCUUGCCCGUCGACUUGGAUGUAACAAACAAGGAUUCUCAUCACACAACAAGGGAACAUUGGGGCCAGAGAAAAAGCCAAGACCUAGUGCCCGUCAAGGUUGCAAGGCAACAGUUUUGGUGAAGUUAGAAAAAUCUGGAAAAUGGGUUGUUACAAGAUUUGUAAAGGAUCACAACCAUCCUCUAAUUCCUACAACCAAUGGGUUUAGUACAGUGGGUGAUAAAGAUGAGAAAAUUGCAGAACUUUCUAUGGAGUUAGAGCGCCAAGAUCAACUGUGUGCUGCCUACCGAGAAAAGCUACUCAGCUUCAUAAACAAAGUUGAGGACCAAACAGAGGAACUGUCCACAAAAAUUCAGCUCAUUGUUGAAAAUGUUAGGAGAGCUGAGUCAGAAAGCAUAAAUAUUCCUAGAACAGAAAGUCACGGUUCUUAACUUGAGUGUAUGAAUGAAUAUGGUGUAACUGUAUUUUGCUAGGUGAACCUCCCCUCUAGGCAGAAGCAAGAGGUUCAAUGUAGCAUUUUUUUUGGGCCUUGAGGGAUUUUCGGUUUAACUUAAACAUGUUACAAGGGCAGAGGUAACCUUGAGUAUUCUGCUUGAUGAAUCAAGGCAAGUAACACAAAAAGAGUUCUUCAAUACCCCUAACAAUGAAUACAGAAUGAUAGCGACCACAGCUAAAGUGACUAGUGAAGGCUGGGGAAGGUAACAUAAGAUGUCCGUGUAAUUUUUAUACAGAUGUACAAAGUUUGAGUAAUAUGAAAUGAUGUUUAUUUUGGUACUGUA
Lotus japonicus is the source of this 1247-nucleotide messenger RNA. Its product is annotated as protein FAR1-RELATED SEQUENCE 5-like. The record is from RefSeq and is a predicted model, not a curated record. The coding region runs from base 234 to 899 and encodes 221 amino acids. NCBI's taxonomy places the organism in Eukaryota, Viridiplantae, Streptophyta, Magnoliopsida, Fabales, Fabaceae. The transcript is spliced from 3 exons.